Brassica oleracea var. oleracea is the source of this 1620-nucleotide messenger RNA. RefSeq lists its product as uncharacterized. Gene Ontology annotation, molecular function: ubiquitin conjugating enzyme binding; cyclin binding; ubiquitin protein ligase activity. Bases 11 to 1495 code for a protein of 494 amino acids. The record is from RefSeq and is a predicted model, not a curated record. Gene Ontology annotation, biological process: protein polyubiquitination; protein monoubiquitination; proteasome-mediated ubiquitin-dependent protein catabolic process. Gene Ontology annotation, cellular component: cytosol; ubiquitin ligase complex; nucleus. Lineage: Eukaryota; Viridiplantae; Streptophyta; Magnoliopsida; Brassicales; Brassicaceae. The transcript has a single exon.
UUCAACUUCAAUGGAGCAAAACCCUAAAACAGAGAGGAGAAAAUGGCGGUACACAUGGGAAGCUCAGUCUCAUUCUCCGAACCUUCGUCUGUUUCUUUUCGACUCUGAAACUAACCCUAAGAACCACUGCAAUAACCUCAGUGUCUCUAUAAUCCCCGAAAAAUCUCAACUUCUCGUCUCAUGGAUCGGUUCCGAAGCAGAGAGAAGAGAAGAUGGUGUUUCUCUCCGUGUCACUGUUCCCAGGGUGUUGCUAGAUGCCGAAUCUCCGAUAAAGUUCAGAGCUUUGGACGAUCACAUCGAGGUUAGACUUGUUCUGUUACUCCCCGUUGAUCAUCCUCUAGUCUCCGAUUUGGUGACUGGAGAUGGAGAAAAGUCUGCGCCUUUAGUGAUGGGCUAUGAUGUAAAGACUCUGACUUUAAUGGGAGGAGUUCAUCUACACUGUAGAAAAUGCUCAGUUAGGUUAACAAAGAGAGCCCUUUUCGAGUUCUCGGAGAUGCCGUCUGUUAAUUGGCGGGAAUCAGCUGAUAACUGGUUUGGUACUUGCUGUUGUUCGUUUGGUGGGAUUAGUGAGAAGAUGGUGGUUAAGUACACUAACUCUUAUGCAUGCUCUAGUGGGUUGUGUCUGCUUAGUGCUACAACUGUUUUGCUUAGCGAGGAUGACCUCGUAGAGUGUAUCUUGUCUGAUAAAGUUGGAAUGGGUCGGGGUUGUGAUAUUGGUAGAGUUGAAUUGGGUUCGGGAAGAAGUGAAGUGGAUAGUGAGAGCCAUGAGAAUGGAGGUGAGGUUGAUGACUCGAGAGACAAGGUAUCAUCAGUUCCUGAAUGUUGUGUACAUGACUCACAUGGCUCUAGUGAGGGUUUUCAGCUGGACCAGAGACUUACACUCGAUAAGAAGUUUCUGCUUGAUGGGUUUCUUGAGGAUGUUUUCAUGGCAAAGGCAUCGAAUGUAUCCAAGAAUCUUGAUUGGAUUGAGUUGGCUUGCCCAGAGUGCUCAUCUCCUCUUGGAGCCUAUCCUUCUGGCUGCGGGAGCAACAAUGAACCCAUAGAUGGUGGAGUUAGACUCUUCAAGUGCUACAUCUCCACAUCGCCGGCGACGGGUGAAUCCUCUGAUGUUUUCAGGAGAUACACAUUGGAGAGAAUGUUUACCAAUCAGCUAGUGGAAUGCGCCAAAGAAGAGUUAUCGUUUCAUGUGUUGGUCAAAGACUUAACCACCAAAUCGCAUCUCUUCCAGAUUAUCAUCCUGAAUCCGAACUCUUGGUCCUUGACUGGUCUGUGCUCGAGCUUAGAUGAAGCAGGCUCCACGUCAGAGCUAAGUCCGAUUGUGAAGGUUCUGUUUUCAGAUUGCAACAGCUCACUGGUGAAGAAGGUUGAUGAAGAAGUUUACAUUUUGAAGGGACAAGGAGAGGAGUUGAUAGAGCUACUUACACGUGCAAGCAAGUUUCUUCCAUCUUCGUGUGCAUAUCUUCAAGACUCCCUUGUCUCAUCUAUGCAUCUAUGAUAUAAUGAAUCUUUCUUCACCUAUCUUAUUCUUUCCUUUAUAAUGUUUUAUUGAUGAACAUGGAUAUAAGUUCUUGUAAAAGAUUUGUCUUCUUUACUAUGUUUUAUUAACAGUUGUUUUGUUUA